Molecule: messenger RNA, 724 nt
Organism: Fusarium oxysporum Fo47
Lineage: Eukaryota; Fungi; Ascomycota; Sordariomycetes; Hypocreales; Nectriaceae
Product: AN1-type zinc finger protein
Exons: 2
Coding region: 239-457 (72 amino acids)
Molecular function (GO): zinc ion binding
Source: RefSeq, a predicted model, not a curated record
UUUGUUUUGAUCUGUUCAUAUUCUGUCACUGUCGUUGUGUGAAUGAAUCUUUGGUUUGGUUCUUGCUUUCCACGGAUUUCUCGAAACGCCGUCACUGCAUCCGAUUUCCUAUAAAGACCACAUUUCUUGGUUCAACUUCUUACCGCUUCCAACAUAAACUCUCACCGACUCAAGAACGUGUUCAGUUCAUCUCUCAGAGGUCUACUUUUUCCAUAAAUUCAACAAAACAAACAACGCCAUGCCUCCUAAGCGAAUUCGCUGCACCGCUGCUUCGUGCCGUGAGCCCGCUCAACGCAUCGUCGGCGACUGCACCUUUUGCCAAGGUCAUUUCUGCGGCAAGCACCGCCUACUAGAAGACCACAAGUGUACCGGUCUCGAGGACUGCAAGAAGCAGUCUCACGAGCGUAACGCUGCACAACUCGAGUCGGAACGAACCCAGGUUAUCCGGGGUGUGUAAAUCAACCAACGAGAGUCAUCACCUUACAUAUCUAUCAUGGUUCGGACUGGAGACUGGCGUCACUCCUAACAUCCACAAUGCGCAUUCUGACGGCCACGACGUAAUGAGAUUGGAUUCCGAGACAGCAUCUGCAUUAGAUGCAUAGCGUUAUUCGCCGGUGUAUAUUUCUAUUCGGAUAGUUGAGGGUGCGUUGGCGUACAGGAUAUGAUAAGGGGACGUUGUCCCCUCCUUUAGCGGGCUCUGAAUUGAUUCAUUUCUUCAUCACAA